Molecule: messenger RNA, 3185 nt
Organism: Ceratotherium simum simum (southern white rhinoceros)
Lineage: Eukaryota; Metazoa; Chordata; Mammalia; Perissodactyla; Rhinocerotidae
Gene: XPC
Product: XPC complex subunit, DNA damage recognition and repair factor
Biological process (GO): mismatch repair; nucleotide-excision repair
Cellular component (GO): nucleotide-excision repair factor 2 complex; cytoplasm; nucleus
Molecular function (GO): single-stranded DNA binding; damaged DNA binding
Source: RefSeq, a predicted model, not a curated record
UGUUGCCCGGGCAGCAUGGCUCGAAAGCGCGCAGCUGGCGGGGGCCCGCGGGGACGCGGGCUGCGGGGCCAGAAAGCCAAAGGGAAGAGCGUGGCCCGGCGUGAGGAGAAGGAGGCGGAUGUCUUUGAAGAAGAGAAACCCCCAAAGAAGAGCCUGCUCUCAAAAGUUGCACGAGGAACGAGGAAGAGAGGCUGCAGUGAUCCUGGGGGCUCAGCAGAUGGCCCAGCAAAAAAGAAAGUGGCCACGGUGGCUGUUAAACCUGAAGACCUCAGGACUGCAAAGGAGGAAGCCCUCAGUGAUGAGGGAGAUUUCAGGGACUUUGCAAGUGCCCACAAGAAGGCACACCAUCCAAAGAAAGAGGCUACCAUGGGCAAAGGCAGCCACAAAGGAGACGACGAGGAAGAAAGUGAAGAUGAUUGGGAAGAGGUAGAAGAACUUAGUGAGCCUGUGCCAGGGGCCAUAGGAGGAAAUGCAGCCUUCUCUAAGUCUGUUCUGCCUGUGGAGCCAGUGGAGAUAGAGAUUGAAACACCGGAGCAGGCAAAAGCAAGAGAAAGAAGUGAAAAGAUAAAAAUGGAGUUUGAGACAUAUCUUCGGAGGAUGAUGAAACGUUUCAAUAAAGAAGUUCGUGAAGACACACACAAAGUUCACCUUCUGUGCCUGCUAGCAAAUGGCUUCUAUCGAAAUAGCAUCUGCAACCAGCCAGAUCUGCGGGCUAUUGGCCUCUCCAUCAUCCCGACCCGCUUUACCAAAAUGCCUCCUCAAGACGUGGAUAUCUGCUACCUGUCAAACCUGAUGAAAUGGUUCAUUGGAACAUUUACAGUUAAUGCAGACCUUUCAACCAGUGAGCGAGAUGGCCUACAGACUACGUUGGAAAGGAGAUUUGCUAUUUACUCUGCGAGAGAUGAUGAAGAAUUGGUGCACAUAUUUUUACUGAUUCUCCGGGCCCUGCAGCUCCCUACCCGACUGGUAUUGUCUCUACAGCCUAUUCCUCUGAAGUUAUCAGCAGCAAAGGGAAAGAAACCUUCCAAGGAAAGAUCCACAGAGGGUCCUGGAGGCUCCUCAGAAACUUCUAGCCAAGUUCCAGAAAACCAAACCAAACCUAAGACCAGCAGAGGAACCAGACAAGAGGAAGCCUCUUCUAAGGGCACUAGCAAUCCAAGUGCCAAAGGGAAGAGGAGCAAGGCAGCAGCAGUUGGAAAGACACGGAGGGAGCCCUCCUCCAGUGGGGAAGAAGAGGGCAAGGCGGGGCAGCGGGAGGAGCAGACCCCGAGACGUCUGCGUGGCCGGGUGCGGCAGGUGGCCUCCAGGGUGUCUUACAAAGAGGAGAGUGGGAGUGACAAGGCUGGCAGUGGCUCUGACUUUGAGCUCUCCAGUGGGGAAGCCCAGCGUUCGUCUGAAGAGGAUUCUGAGCCUGGUCUUCCGAGGAAGAGGAGGGCCCUGGCCCCUCAGAGGGCAAAGACAGACUCCAGGAGUAACUCUAGGACCCAACGUGGAAGCCACCCUAAGCACCCUGGCUUUCCAGCAGCAUCCUCAGGCUCUUCAAGCAGUAAGAGUAAGAGAGGCACGAAAAUUCACAGUGAAGGUGAGGAGGCAGAAGGAGGGAAAACAGCUGGUGUAGACCAGUGGCUGGAAGUGUUCUGUGAGCAGGAGGAAAAGUGGACGUGUGUGGACUGUGUGCACGGUGUGGUGGGCCAGCCGCUGACCUGUUACAGAUACGCCACCAAACCCAUGACUUACGUCGUGGGCAUCGACAGUGAUGGCUGGGUCCGGGAUGUCACCCAGAGGUACGACCCAGCCUGGAUGACGGUGACCCGCAAGUACCGGGUUGAUGCCCAGUGGUGGGCCGGAACCUUGAGACCAUACCAGAGCCCGUGCGCGGAAAGGGAAAAGAAAGAAGACUUGGAGUUUCAGGCAAAGCACCUGGACCAGCCUUUGCCCACUGCCAUUGGCACGUAUAAGAACCACCCUCUGUAUGCCCUCAAGAGGCACCUCCUGAAAUUCGAGGCCAUCUAUCCUGAAACAGCUGCCAUCCUUGGGUAUUGUCGUGGAGAAGCUGUCUACUCCAGGGACUGCGUGCACACCCUGCACUCCAGGGACACGUGGCUGAAACAAGCAAGAGUGGUGAGGCUUGGAGAAGUACCCUACAAGAUGGUGAAAGGCUUUUCCAACCGGGCCCGGAAAGCCCGCCUCGCUGAGCCCCAGCUGCACGACCAAAAUGACCUGGGCCUGUUUGGCCAGUGGCAGACAGAGGAGUACCAGCCGCCUGUGGCCGUGGACGGGAAGGUCCCCCGGAAUGAAUUUGGGAACGUGUACCUCUUCCUGCCCAGCAUGAUGCCAGUUGGGUGUGUCCAACUGCACCUGCCCAACCUGCACCGUGUGGCCCGCAAGCUGGACAUCGACUGCGUCCAGGCCGUCACUGGCUUCGAUUUCCAUGGAGGCUACUGCCAUCCCGUAACUGACGGGUACAUAGUCUGCGAGGAAUACAAAGACGUGCUCUUGGCCGCCUGGGAAAAAGAGCAGGCGGUCAUCGAAAAGAAGGAGAAGGAGAAAAAGGAGAAGCGGGCUUUGGGAAACUGGAAGCUGCUGGUGAGAGGACUGCUCAUCAGGGAGAGGCUGAGGCUUCGCUACGGGGCCAAGUGUGAGGCAGCAGCUCCCCAUGCAGGUGCAGGAGGUGGGCUCUCUUCUGACGAAGAGGAGGGGACCAGCUCUCAAGCAGAAGCAGCCAGGAUCCUGGCUGCCUCCUGGCCCCAAAACCGAGAGGUUGAAGAAGAGCAGAAGCCGAGGUGCCCUAAGAAGACCAAAAGGGGAAAGAAGGAGGCGGCUUCCCACCUGUUCCCAUUUGAGAGGCUGUGAUGUGAGUGGCCACCUCGUCAUAAGCUGUGCUGUGCAGGCCCCCCACCUCCCCCGGGGGAUGCCUACGCCUUGGGGGCGGUGACUUCUCUGAGAAGGCACAGAAGCAGCGUGUGCUGCAGACGGGGGCCGGGGCUGGAGGUCUUGUCACGUUCACCCAGGGAGGGCUUUCAAAGCUGCUUGCUACCACACACUAUGCUUUGAGCUAGGGAACACUUCCCCGGAGACCUCUGCCACUAAGACCUUGUUCUUCUCAUCUCUGGAGACACGAGUCAGUUCUUUUAUAGAAACCGCUGGGAAUUUGGGGAUGAUGGUGCAUUUAGGAAUGAGUCAGU